AUGGUGGCAGAAGCCGAGCUUCCGCAACCGCUGCUGGACGAGAUGGUCAGCUCGCCUCCCUGUCUCCCCCAUGACGGCGUGCACAAGCCUGGGAUAGGCAUUGUGGAGGGAAUGACUCCGCCACAAAGGCUCCUCUUUCCCCCAGAGAAGAUCUGCAUGGCUUGGAAGCAAAGACAGAGUGCGGGAGCAGGACUCCGCAAUGUGGGCAACACGUGCUUCCUCAACGCUGUCCUGCAGUGCCUGACAUACACCCCGCCGCUGGCCAACUACCUGCUCUCCCGGGAGCACAGCCAGACCUGUCGCCAACGAGGCUUCUGCAUGAUGUGCAUCAUGGAAGUGCACGUUAACAAGGUCCUGCAUUCCUCCGUCAGUGCCAUCCUGCCCUUGGCUGUUCUCAGGGGGUUCAGAUUCAUAGGAGAACACUUUCAGCUUGGCAGGGAGGAAGAUGCCCAUGACUUCUUAUGCUGUACUGUCAAUGCCAUGCAGAGAGCUUGUCUGAGUGCAAGCAACGACUUGGACCUCUCUUCUCAAUCUACUACCAUUGUCCAUCAAAUAUUUGGAGGCCUUCUGAGAUCCAGAGUCAUCUGCUUCAGCUGCAAAGCCAUUUCUGACUCCUAUGAGGCCUUCCUGGAUGUGCCUUUGGAUAUCAAAGCAGCCUCAUCCCUCACUGCAGCUCUGGAGGACUUUGUGACACCUGAGCAGCUGGAUGGUGAAAACUGCUUUACGUGUAGCAAGUGUGAGAAGAAGGUUGCUGCCUCCAAGAGGUUCACGGUCCACUGUGCACCCAAGGUUCUCACAGUGUGUCUGAAAAGGUUUGACUGCUUCACUGGCAGCAAGAUCAGCAAGAUUGUAGAGUAUCCGGAGCACUUGGAUCUUCGCCCGUACAUGUCUCAGGACAAUGGAGAUCCACUCCUCUACUCCUUAUAUGCUGUGCUGGUGCACAGUGGUGUCAACUGUCUCGGAGGGCACUAUUUCUGCUACACAAAGGCCAGCAAUGGACUGUGGUACCGGAUGGACGAUGAGUCUGUGGAGCUGCGUUCCAUUGACACAGCUCUCAGGCAGCAAGCCUACCUGCUGUUCUAUGCUAGUCAGUGUGAGGCCAGCAGCAAGCAGGCAGGUUCUGCUGGACCACGGGGUCAGCCUCGCAGGACUAAGGGCCUGAAGGACACCGGCAGGGAGAGGGCCCGCAGCAGAUCCCCUCUGUGGGGCAGGAAUCUCUGCAGCCGCUCUGUGGACACCACGGACUAUGACCACUCUUCAGGGAGGACUGGUCCUCCAAGUCGAGCCCGUGCUCCGAGGGAUAACACAGCUACAGGGCCUUCCCACAGGAGUGACCAGUGGGCUCCUGCUCCCAGGGCUGCUCAGGAGCAAGCCCUGCUGAGGCAGAGGGAGCUGAGCAGAUCUGCAUGGGGCACCUACAACCUUCGCCGCCGCUUUGUGCACUACACAGACUACGACCGCUCCCUGAGGAAGAGAAAGAGGGAGAGGACAAGUCCUCCACGUUGUGACCAAGCCCCAGUGGACGCUGCAGUUCCAGGGCCCUCCAACGCCAGCUCCAAGCAGGCUGUCACGCUCAGAGCUGCUCGGGAGCGAACCCCACAGAGGCAGAGAGAACAGAGAAGAUCCGCGUGGCGGAGCGAUGAUCACCACAGCCAGUCUGUGCAGUGCACAGACUACCGCCCUGCAGAGAAGAAGAGGAGGCUUUCCCUGACCCAGAGAUGCAUGUCAGACAACCAUUCAGGGCACUCUGGGAAUGAUGGCCUUGGAUUAUGGCCCUGGCUCAAGCAGAAUGCAAGACUAGCACUGCGUUUCUUAGCCAAGGCAUCCUCGUUUUCGACACGCCUUUUCAGACAUCAGUGA
Molecule: messenger RNA, 1860 nt
Organism: Myiozetetes cayanensis
Lineage: Eukaryota; Metazoa; Chordata; Aves; Passeriformes; Tyrannidae
Product: ubiquitin carboxyl-terminal hydrolase 42-like
Exons: 13
Coding region: 1-1860 (619 amino acids)
Biological process (GO): regulation of apoptotic process; protein deubiquitination
Cellular component (GO): nucleus; cytosol
Molecular function (GO): cysteine-type endopeptidase activity; cysteine-type deubiquitinase activity
Source: RefSeq, a predicted model, not a curated record